Equus quagga is the source of this 1991-nucleotide messenger RNA. It is a transcript of the gene TMUB2, whose product is annotated as transmembrane and ubiquitin like domain containing 2. The record is from RefSeq and is a predicted model, not a curated record. Bases 51 to 1079 code for a protein of 342 amino acids. Gene Ontology annotation, molecular function: protein binding. The transcript is spliced from 3 exons. NCBI's taxonomy places the organism in Eukaryota, Metazoa, Chordata, Mammalia, Perissodactyla, Equidae.
AAGCCCCGCCCCCAGCCCCCCGGCUCCGCCCCGAAGUUUGAGGGGUGUGGAUGGUUUGUGACCCCCUCAUCCGAUUCUACCCCUCACCGGCUGGGCGAACUGGGCCUGGGAACGGCGGCCGGGACCAGGCAGCCUUUCGACUCGGCGUGGACCCAGUCAGCGGCCAGGCCAUGGAGCUCUCUGAUGUCCCCUUCAUUGAGAGUGUGGGUAACGAGGUGACUGUGGUGGCAGGUGUGGUGGUGCUGAUUCUAGCCUUGGUCCUAGCUUGGCUCUCUACCUACGUAGCAGACAGCGGUAGCAACCAGCUCCUGGGCACUAUUGUGUCAGCUGGCGACACAUCCGUCCUCCACCUGGGGCAUGUGGACCAUCUGGUGGCGGGCCAAGGCACCCCAGAACCAGCGGAACUUGCCCAUCCAUCAGAGGGUAAUGAUGAGAAGGCUGAAGAGGCUGGCGAAGGUGGGGGAGAUUCCACAGGGGAGCCUGGAGCUGGGGGUGGUGUUGAGCCCAGCCUUGAGCAUCUGCUUGACAUCCAAGGCCUGCCCAAAAGACAAGCGGGCCCAGAGAGCAGCAGUCCAGAGGCCCCCCUGAGAUCUGAGGAUAACACCUGCCUCCCGCCCAGCCCUGGCCUCAUCAAUGUGCGGCUCAAAUUCCUCAAUGACACCGAGGAGCUGGCUGUGGCUAGGCCAGAGGAUACUGUGGGUGCCCUGAAGAGUAAGUACUUCCCUGGACAGGAGAGCCAGAUGAAACUGAUCUACCAGGGCCGCCUGCUGCAGGACCCAGCGCGCACACUGCGUUCCCUGAACAUCACUGACCACUGUGUGAUUCACUGCCACCACUCACCCCCAGGGUCAGCUGUUCCAGGCCCCUCAGCCUCCCUGGCUCCCUCCUCGGCCACUGAGCCACCCAGCCUUGGCGUCAGUGUGGGCAGCCUCAUGGUGCCUGUGUUUGUGGUGCUGUUGGGUGUGGUCUGGUACUUCCGUAUCAACUACCGCCAGUUCUUCACAGCACCUGCCACUGUCUCCCUGGUGGGAGUCACCGUCUUCUUCAGCUUCCUAGUAUUUGGGAUGUAUGGACGAUAAGGACAUAGGGAGAAAAUGAAAGGCAUGGUCUUCCUCCUUUAUGGCCUCCCCCUUUCCUGGCCAGAGCUGGGCCCAAGGGCCUGGGAGGGAGGGGUGGAAAGGAUAAGGUAGGUCCUCCUCCAUAGGCUACUGGAGGCAGAACAGGGCCUUCCCUUCACGUUCACGAGGGUACAGACAUCCCCUCUGUGCAAGCACAACUCAGGUAGAAAUGAGGAUGUCCUCUUCCUUCACUUUUAGGGUCCUGAAGUUCAGAGCCAAGCUGGUGGCCCAGCUCACUGGGGAGUCUGGGCUCUGAGGAUUCCCUCCCAGCUGUGGCCUAGCUCUUCUCAUUGUCCUGCAUGUCUGUUCCUCAGUACCCAGGGCUGCCUGCCAGGGCAGCUCAGCAUGGCCCCAGCAUCCUUCUGUAGGGAGCCUGGAGGAUCUUUAAAUUCCCUAGAGAAAUAUCCACCUUAUGAAACUAAAAUCACACAGGCAGGCAGGAAGAUCGCGUCAGCUUUCCCUACGGCACCCAGCUGCCUCUGCCUUCUCCCUCCACCCCUGUAGCAGGAAUAGGGUGUUCUCCAUGUUCUGGACAGUUUCCAGUGUUCUCCCUUUUUUCAAAGCACUUUGCUUGUAUUUUUUUUUUUUUUUUUAAAUGGUCCUUUAUAGAGCUCAGUCAGGAAGGGGAUUGGGGCACAAAGCCAAGACCCCAGCAUUGGGAGAGGCCAGGCCACAGCUGCUGCUACCCUAGGCCUGAGGCUGUAAGCAAGAGACAGCUCUGGCCCUCAGCCAGUGUCCUACCCUACCCACUCCAAGGACAAGCUCUGGAUAUGGAGCACUGGGCCCCAGGCCCUUGCCUCUGGGGCUCUUGGAUGGUCAGUGUCUGUGACUGAAUAAAGUUCCAUUUUGUGGCUGUGGAGCCUCUUGCUGUGA